Klebsormidium nitens is the source of this 3084-nucleotide messenger RNA. NCBI's taxonomy places the organism in Eukaryota, Viridiplantae, Streptophyta, Klebsormidiophyceae, Klebsormidiales, Klebsormidiaceae. The record is from the annotation of a GenBank genome assembly.
AUUUAUGAGGAGCAUUUACGAGGGAGAAGGAGCUGGCGCCCAGUAUUAAAUUGCCAGGAUCUCGCCUACUUCCAAGGUGGAAAGAGAAGGAGCUCCUCCUUGCUUAACCCUUCUGUGGAGCAUCGACUCUGGGGCUUCUUCUACGUAUCAUCUCCUUGCUUGCCGAGCUGGCUGAACUGUGUGCCAGCUAAUUUACACCUAAUUUAGUCAAGAAUUGGGGUUGCAUUUUGGGAGGCGCGACGGCCGUCGUGGGGACUGUGUACACUCAAGCUGAGAAAAUCCAAUGGGUCGAUUAUUGAACACUUAGCCGAGGAAAGAAAAGGAUCAAUAACCAUGUCUCCUGCCGGAAUACGUCGGUGAUGAAUGGUUGCUCGAUACACUGACUGGUUUAUGAGAUGAUUUCUGAACCGCCAGCGACAGUGGCAGGGGUCUCCAACCUAGCGGGGAUGGAGAAAGUGAAUGAGGGACUUUUCGGUAGUGGGGGGGAGCCCAAUGGGAAGAAGGCGCGGUUGUCGCUCGACCGCAAGGAAGGGGGGGUGGAAGCGAGCAGCUCCGGAGGGGGGGCCUCCGCUGACCCUGCCAGGGACACCGGGGCAAGCGAGGGCAAUUCAGGGGGGAAGAUGCAGGAAGAUGAUGGCAAGCGGAAGCGCUACCACCGGCACUCAUUGCACCAGAUCGAGGAGCUGGAGAGGGCUUUCCGGGAGAAUCCGCACCCCAACGAGGAGGAGCGAGCCUCGCUCAGCCAGCGGUUGAGUCUGGAGCCCCGCCAAAUUAAGUUUUGGUUCCAGAACCGGCGGACGCAGGUCAAGUCGCAGAGCGAGCGCAACGAGAACCAGGUGCUCCGCGCCGAGAAGGACCGGCUGAUCAAGGAGAACCUGUACCUGCGCGAGUCGCUGCGGGUCGCGCAGGUGCACGCACUGCAGGCCGUCAAGGGGGGGACCGACGCCGAGCGCCAGCUGCAGCUUGAGAACAAGCGCCUCAAGGCCGAGGUCGAGCACUUAACCCAGCUCGUAACUCGCUCCCUCGGGCAGCCCCCGCCCCCCGCCGGCUCCCUCGGCACCAGCCUCUCCCUCGGUCUCGGCCUUAACCCAAACGCCGAACCCUCCCUUAACCUCUCCGUCGCCCCCUCCGCGUCCGUCCCAACCCUAAACCUCACCCCCGUGGAGCGGCAACUAGUAUGUGACCUCGCGGUCGCCGCGUAUGAGGAGCUCAAGAGUGUGGCGCUGGGGGGAUCCCCCCUGUGGGAGCAGACGCCGGGCGGGCGCGACGUGCUGAACCAGGACGAGUACGCGAAGCGGCACCCGGCGAGCGCGACGGGGGGCCCCGUGGGGAGCAACGUGGAGGCGACACGCGCAGAGGGCGUCGUCAUGUCGGGCGCGGCCUCGAUCCUGGAGAGCUUCAUGAACGUGGAUCAAUGGAUGGAUCAAUACCCUACAAUCGUGUCGAAGGCCGGCCUCUUCGACGUCCUCUCCACGGGCGGCCCCGACGGCAGCCGCGACCGCGCGCUGCAGCUCAUGUUCGCCGAGACGCACGCCCUCUCGCCUCUAGUUCCCACACGCGGCGUCAACUUCCUGCGCUACUGCUGCAAGAUCGCCGAGGGGAUGUGGGUCGCCGUCGAUUCGAGCGUGGAUGGGCUGCGGGACUUCGCGAGGAAGGGCGACAUCCGCUGCCGGCGGCGGCCCUCCGGCCUGGUCAUCAAGGACGCCGGUAACGGUUGCUCGACCGUUACCGUCGUCGAACACUCGGUGGUGGAGCAGCACGCGCUGCCCAAGGAGUACGAGACGAUGGCGCAGUCGGGGGCGCUCUUCGGCGCGACGCGGUGGCUCGCGGUGAUCCAGCACCAGGCGACGCGCCUCGCGGCCACCACGCAGGCGGGCACGCAGGACAGCCCCGUCAUGACGAUCGACGGGCGGAGGACGCUGUUCAAGCUGGCCAAGCGCAUGGUGACCAACUUCUGCAUCGGCGCGAGCGGCGCGCCCCACCCUAGUUGGACCCCGAUCAGCUACUCGGGCCCCGAGGGCUCCGCCACUCUGCGCAUUCAGGCGCGCAAGAACACCAACAACCCGGGGGAGCCCACCGGGAUCAUCCUCAGCGCGAGCAGCUCCUUCUACCUGGACUCAUCUCCGCAGCAGGUGUUCACCUUUCUGACCAAUCAGCGGCUGCGGCAGCAGUGGGACAUUCUGUCGAACGGCGGCCUGGUGGAGCAAGUCGCGCAACUGAGCAAGGGGCAAACCCCGGGCAAUGCCCUCUCCCUCUUCAAAGCCGAGCCCCCCGUGAGCGGCCAGAACAACAUGCUCAUUCUCCAGGAGUCCGUCUGCGACCCCUUCGGCUGCAUGCUCGUCUACGCCCCCGUCGACACCCCCGCGGUGCAACUCGUCAUCGCGGGCGGCGACCCCGACAACGUGGCGCUCCUCCCGUCCGGCUUCUCCAUCUUUCCGGACGGCAACCCCGCGCUAGAACACGCGCUCGGGCUCGACAGCGCGCUCCUUGCGGGGGUGGGCGGGGAGAAGGAGACGAAGGGAUCCCUCACCACGAUCUCGUUCCAGAUCCUGGUCAGCACGAGCGAGGACUCGCAGCUGACGAAGGACAGUAUCGAUACCGUCAGCACGCUCGUGUGGGCGACGCUGAACCGGAUAAAGAGCGCGCUGAGCGUGAACCACGGGGUGCCACUCGUGACUUAGCGGGGCGCGAGGAGGAACCGUGACGUGUGGGGACUGGCGUUUGAUGAGAAGGAUUCCAGAUUGACUUGUACGUCGAUGUCGAGUGUCGUGCAAUGUAGAUUAGCGUAAUGUUGGAGAGAAGGUGAAGGGAUGUGAAGGGGUUUCUGGAGUCGGCCCACCUGUUGUGUCAGUGCCUUUCGGCCCUCUAGUUAAUAGACUUCUGUGAAAGUCGUUGGGCUGCCGCACUGCCCCUGGCUUGUUUCAUGCAUUAAGGUCGCCCAGUUCCCCGCCCCAGCUGGUACUUAGCAUUGAAAGAAUGUAAUAAGUGACAUAAUAGUGAAACUUCAAUUUCACACUUUUUCUAGGGGUGUGGUUUUUUCUGCAAGGUAUAUCAGCUUUGAUACAAAUCAUCGUUUAACCCGUG